Messenger RNA from Pteronotus mesoamericanus, 4374 nucleotides. RefSeq names its product histone deacetylase 5 (gene HDAC5). The transcript has 26 exons. The coding region runs from base 341 to 3769 and encodes 1142 amino acids. Gene Ontology annotation, biological process: negative regulation of transcription by RNA polymerase II. The record is from RefSeq and is a predicted model, not a curated record. NCBI's taxonomy places the organism in Eukaryota, Metazoa, Chordata, Mammalia, Chiroptera, Mormoopidae. Gene Ontology annotation, molecular function: histone deacetylase activity.
GACGUCUCCGAAUGUUGUUGUUGGUGGCGGCGGCGAGCGGAGCCGGAGGAGCCGCCGCAAAGAUGGAGGAGCCGUCGGGGAGGCGCUGCCGCUGCUGCCGCCGCCGCUGCUGUCGCCGCCCCCCGCGAAGCCGGAGCUCGAGCCACAGGGGGGAUGCUGUUUUGAGUGCCUGACUGCCUCGCCCAGAAGGAUGGCCUCGGAUGGGCAUUAGAGGCACAGCGGCCCCGGGCUCCUGUCCCGUCCGUCUGUCUGUUAUCGUCUGUCUCGCUUGACAUCAUCGCAGCUCCAUCCCCUCCUGUCCCAGCCCCCAGCGCCAGCUUCCUGCAGGCCCAGAGCCGGCAUGAACUCUCCCACCGAGUCGGCAGAUGGGAUGUCAGGCCGGGAACCAUCCUUGGAAAUCCUGCCUCGGACUGCUCUGCACGGCAUCCCUGUGGCAGUGGAGGUGAAGCCGGUGUUGCCAGGAGCCAUGCCCAGCUCAAUGGGGGGUGGGGGUGGAGGCAGCCCCAGCCCAGUGGAGCUGCGGGGUGCUCUGGCCGGUCCUGUGGACCCCGCGCUGCGGGAGCAGCAACUGCAGCAGGAGCUCCUGGCACUCAAGCAGCAGCAGCAGCUGCAGAAGCAGCUCCUAUUCGCUGAGUUUCAGAAACAGCAUGACCACCUGACACGGCAGCAUGAGGUCCAGCUGCAGAAGCACCUCAAGGUGAGCAAGGGGGGCGUGGGGGGGCCACCCAGACCUUUGACCCCCGCCCGGACCUGCUCACCCUGCCUCCCUGUCCUGCAGCAGCAGCAGAUGUUGGCAGCCAAGAGGCAGCAGGAGCUGGAGCAGCAGCGGCAGCGGGAGCAGCAGCGGCAGGAGGAGCUGGAGAAGCAGCGGCUAGAGCAGCAGCUGCUCAUUCUGCGGAACAAGGAGAAGAGCAAAGAGAGUGCCAUCGCCAGCACUGAGGUGAAGCUGAGGCUCCAGGAGUUCCUCCUGUCGAAGUCAAAGGAGCCCACGCCAGGCGGCCUCAACCAUUCCCUCCCGCAGCAUCCCAAAUGCUGGGGAGCCCACCAUGCUUCUUUGGACCAGAGUUCCCCUCCCCAGAGUGGCCCACCCGGGACGCCUCCCUCCUACAAACUGCCUUUGCUUGGGCCCUAUGACAGCCGUGAUGACUUCCCCCUCCGCAAAACAGCCUCCGAACCCAACUUGAAAGUGCGUUCAAGGCUAAAGCAGAAGGUGGCCGAGCGGAGAAGCAGUCCCCUCCUGCGUCGCAAGGAUGGGACUGUCAUCAGCACCUUUAAAAAGAGAGCUGUUGAGAUCACAGGUGCCGGCCCUGGGGUGUCCUCGGUUUGUAACAGCGCGCCAGGCUCUGGCCCCAGCUCCCCCAACAGCUCCCACAGCACCAUCGCCGAGAACGGCUUUACUGGCUCAGUCCCCAACAUCCCCACCGAGAUGCUCCCCCAGCACCGGGCGCUCCCCCUGGAGAGCUCCCCCAACCAGUUCAGCCUCUACACGUCUCCCUCUCUGCCCAACAUCUCCCUAGGGCUGCAGGCCACGGUCACUGUCACCAACUCACACCUCACUGCCUCCCCCAAACUGUCGACACAGCAGGAGGCCGAGAGGCAGGCCCUCCAGUCCCUGCGGCAGGGUGGCGCACUGACUGGCAAGUUCAUGAGCACAUCCUCUAUCCCCGGUUGCCUGCUGGGCGUGGCACUGGAGGGCGACACGAGCCCCCACGGGCAUGCCUCUCUGCUGCAGCACGUGUUGCUGCUGGAGCAGGCCCGGCAGCAGAGCACCCUCAUCGCUGUGCCGCUCCACGGGCAGUCCCCAUUGGUGACGGGUGAACGAGUGGCUACCGGCAUGCGGACGGUGGGCAAACUCCCGAGGCACCGGCCCCUGAGCCGCACUCAGUCCUCACCGCUACCCCAGAGCCCCCAGGCCCUGCAGCAGCUGGUCAUGCAACAGCAGCACCAGCAGUUCCUGGAGAAGCAGAAGCAUCAGCAGCAGCUGCAGCUGGGCAAGAUCCUCACGAAGACCGGGGAGCUGCCCCGACAGCCCACCACGCACCCCGAGGAGACGGAAGAGGAGCUGACAGAGCAGCAGGAGGCCUUGCUGGGGGAGGGGGCCCUCACCAUCCCCCGAGAAGGCUCCACGGAGAGCGAGAGCACUCAGGAAGACCUGGAGGAGGAGGAAGGGGAGGAGGAGGAGGACGAUGACGAGGAGGAUUGUGUCCAGGUCAAGAAUGAGGAGGGCGAGAGUGGUGGUGAAGAGGGGCCCGACUUGGAGGAGUCCAGCGCUGGUUACAAAAAGGUGUUCUCAGAUGCCCAGCAGCUGCAGCCACUGCAGGUGUACCAGGCACCCCUCAGCCUGUCCACUGUGCCCCACCAGGCCCUGGGCCGAACCCAGUCCUCACCUGCUGCUCCUGGGGGCAUGAAAAGCCCCCCAGACCAACUCACCAAGCACCUCUUCACCACAGGUGUGGUUUACGACACGUUCAUGUUGAAGCACCAGUGCAUGUGUGGGAACACACACGUGCACCCUGAGCACGCCGGCCGGAUCCAGAGCAUCUGGUCCCGGCUGCAGGAGACUGGCCUGCUUAGCAAGUGUGAGCGGAUCCGGGGUCGCAAAGCCACGCUGGACGAGAUUCAGACGGUGCACUCCGAAUACCACACCCUGCUCUAUGGGACCAGCCCCCUCAACCGACAGAAGCUGGACAGCAAGAAGUUGCUUGGCCCCAUCAGCCAGAAGAUGUACGCCAUGCUGCCUUGUGGAGGCAUUGGGGUGGACAGCGACACCGUAUGGAACGAGAUGCACUCCUCCAGCGCCGUGCGGAUGGCAGUAGGCUGCCUAGUGGAGCUGGCUUUCAAGGUGGCGGCUGGAGAGCUCAAGAAUGGAUUUGCCAUCAUCCGGCCCCCAGGACACCACGCUGAGGAAUCCACAGCCAUGGGAUUCUGCUUCUUCAACUCUGUAGCCAUCACAACCAAACUCUUGCAGCAGAAGCUGAACGUGGGCAAGGUUCUCAUCGUGGACUGGGACAUUCACCACGGCAAUGGCACCCAGCAGGCGUUCUACAAUGACCCCUCCGUGCUCUACAUCUCCCUGCAUCGCUAUGACAAUGGGAACUUCUUUCCAGGCUCUGGGGCUCCUGAGGAGGUUGGCGGAGGGCCGGGCGUGGGGUACAAUGUGAACGUGGCAUGGACGGGCGGUGUGGACCCCCCCAUCGGAGACGUGGAAUACCUAACAGCCUUCAGGACAGUGGUGAUGCCCAUUGCCCACGAGUUCUCACCUGACAUGGUCCUAGUCUCCGCCGGGUUUGAUGCUGUUGAGGGACACCUGUCUCCGCUGGGUGGCUACUCUGUCACCGCCAGAUGUUUUGGCCACCUGACCAGGCAGCUGAUGACGUUGGCAGGGGGCCGGGUGGUGCUGGCCCUGGAGGGAGGCCACGACUUGACCGCCAUCUGUGAUGCCUCUGAGGCCUGUGUCUCAGCUCUGCUCAGCGUGGAGCUACAGCCCUUGGACGAGACAGUCUUACAGCAAAAGCCCAACAUGAACGCGGUGGCCACGCUAGAGAAAGUCAUCGAGAUCCAGAGCAAACACUGGAGUUGCGUGCAGAGGUUCGCCGCCGGCCUGGGUCGUUCCCUACGGGAGGCCCAGGCGGGUGAGGUGGAGGAGGCCGAGACUGUGAGCGCCAUGGCCUUGCUGUCAGUGGGGGCCGAGCAGGCCCAGGCUGCCGUGGCCAGGGAGCACAGCCCCAGGCCAGCAGAGGAGCCUAUGGAGCAGGAGCCUGCCCUGUGAUACCCCGGCCCCCACCCCUCUGGGCUUCAUCAUUGUGAUUUUGUUUAUUUUUUCUAUUAAAAACAAAAAGUCACACAUUCAACGACGUGUGCCGUGUGGGUCUCUCAGCCUCGCCCCUCCUGCUCCUCUAAGCUGUCUCAGGCCCCCGCCCCUGUGGCCAUCUCAGCUCUAGAACUUUGUUCCCUCUGUAGGGUGCGGGGGUGCCCUCUGCAGCCCCUCCCCCACGUUGUAUCUCACACUCAGUUUCCCGAAUUAUGUCCUUUUCCCCCUUGGAGCCUGGGCCAGCUCAAGGUGAGCAUGGGGGCCCAACUAGUACCUUCUGGUUCCGGAGUUUGCCUGAGUGAGGAGGGAACAGGAAGUUCGGUGCCUUGGAUUCAGCUGACUUGGGGGGAAUUGCCUUAAUUUCACCCUCCUCCCCUCUCUAGCCCUGGGAGGUUCUGGAGGGUCCCUCUACAGUCUAGGAUGUAGAGUGGAGGGGAGGUGGGCUCCUGCCUGAUGAUUCCCCGUCAUUCCUUCCCUCUGUUGUUUUCACCAUCUCUGCACAGACUUCUCUCCCCCCCUUCCUUCUGGCCUUAGCGCCAAGGGAGGGGAAGGCUUGUGCCCUA